GGUCACGUGGUCUUUCUCGUCGUCAAUUCUAUCCUCCAUUUUGGCGCUGAAAACAGCCGCCAAAACCUCGGAAAGUUUUUCAAAAUUCUUCGCUGAGCGUCCCGAUUUGGGGCUAAAGUGCUAACAGCUUGCGGAACUAAGAGUUCCCUGCUGUUGAGGCAUAUUUUUUUACCUUUUUCUCUCAUACCAUUUCCAAAAACUGCGUUUGCAAACAGAACAUCAAAAAUAUUUUUUCUUCAAUAUGGCUUCUUUCUUGUGAAUCUGAAAGUCAUGUUUUGCAUGCUAGAAAAUCAUCAAACCUUUUCUCCAGUUGGAGUAAGUGCCAGAGGGCCAAUUGUAGUAGCAAUUUUUCGGCGGGUUCGUUAUCCAUCUGAACCAGGAGUGAAUGAGCGAGAGCUCCGGAAAAGAAGACGCGAUGGAGAAGCAACAACAACAGCAGCAGAGCUAUGGCGGGAGAGAAGGUGGCCAUAGGAAUGUGUCUGCUAGGGAAACAGUCCCUAAGAAUAAGGGACAGUGGAAUGACAGACCGCUAAGAGGACGCUAUGCCUCCCCCCAUAACCAAGGAAGACGUCCCGUAGGAGGUAACAAAGAUGGGCGGAACCAAUAUGGCCAGCCAUUGCGCCAGGGUGCUACAUCAGACAAAAGACCACCAACACGGAGUGAAAAACAGUCAAGGGUUAGGAAUGAUGUUGCUAAGAAAAAUGACUUCUUCGAUGCCUUAGAUGGUCCUACUCUUGAUAGAGCUACAGGAAAUGGUAGAAAAAAUGGUAACUCACUGAACCACUUGCUGAAUUUCAAGUAUGAGCCACGUGAGAGGGUGCAAGAACAACGCCCAAGAACAGGCUCCAAGCGCCGUGUCAGUUUUAACAAAGAGCUCUUUUUGCAGGCAAACUGCCAGUUUGUUGUAUCUGAUGCUGCUGAUUACACAGUGUACACAAUGGAACCUGACCUGUUGGUUGACUGGAACCUUAUUGAGCAAGUGUGCAUCUUCAGUCAUGCUGUACCAUCAUGUCCGAUCUGCCUCUUCCCUCCCACUGCAGCUAAAAUAACACGCUGUGGUCAUGUCUACUGCUGGCCGUGUAUACUGCAUUAUCUUUCUCUGAGUGACAAGGCGUGGCACAAGUGUCCCAUCUGCUAUGAUGCAGUGAUCAAGAAAGAUCUCAAGAGUGUUGUAGCCAUGGAGAGUCACCAGUUUGCUGUGGGCCAGAAGAUUACCAUGAGGCUGAUGAAGCGGGCAAAGAAUUCAAUACUUGUCCUCCCCAAGAACCAGUGGAAAGAACAAGAGCUAUCUCAUUUGAAGAUCACAGACACUGUUGACACCCGAUUUUCCAAGCUUUUGCUGGCAUCACCUGAGGAUAUCAUCAAGCAGGUUAUAUCAGUAGAGGAAACAGCUCUCUGUUCACAGCUUGCUGAGGCCAUUGUCGACAAAUCAGGAGAAGAGUGCUUUAUUGAAGCUGCCCUCGAUGAGUUGAAGGCUCGAAAGGAAGAACUGGUGGCCAAAACCUCAUUGGAAGAGAACAUCUCAGCUCGGCUUAAAGCAUCAACACUAAAUCCAGAAAAUGAUAGUGGAGUUGAGGAACAGCCUGAAAGUCAAUGGAAUUACACUCUCCCUGAAAACAGCCUGAUACAGGGUGUUGGUGAGUAUGAGGCUGCAUUCUCAGAUGAUGAGACCAGCUCUGUCAGCCAGUCAGAUAGUGUUCUUGGCGACCCUCAGGGUGCAGCCAUAGAGAUGUCCCAGCAGAUGCCAGAUGGCUUGGACAGCAUCCAAGACACCCCUCCGGCCAAGGAGACAUUAUCUUAUCUUACUGACUCCCCCAUUGAAGACAUGAAUGUGUUUGAUAAUGUCAGUUCAGCUAUUUCCCCACAAGACUCCUUUUACUAUUUUUACCAAGCUGAUGAUGGUCAAAACAUCUUUCUCCAUCCUAUUAAUGCAAGAUGCCUUAUUAAGGAAUAUGGAAGUCUGGAAAACUCACCAGAAUAUUUAGAGGCAAAAAUCAAAGAACUUGAACCUAUGUCUCAAACUGAGGACUCCAGGAAGCGCUUUCGCUACUUGAGCUAUCUCCCUCUCACCUGUGAGUUCGUCAUGUGUGAGGUGGACCUAGGACCUCCUGUGUUGUCUAAGAACACAUUACAAGUGUUCAGAGAGGAAUUGCAAAAGAGGAACCAGCGGCGCCAGAAGAAAAUAAAAAUGGAGAAUAAAAGAGAAAAGAAAGUUGCAAUGAAAGUGGCAAGCAUGGAGGGGAGACCAAGUCCCUUCCCAGAACAAUCCAUCAACUUGUCGUGUGAUUAUGAGUUCCCUGCGCAUGGAAGGCAGGUGCCUCUAUCUCCGAUGGCUGCUGGACCCGGACCAUUUACACAGUUUGCUGCUAUGGCAGCUGCCACCUCAAGUGAUGAAGGAUCAGUUGGAACAGAGUUGGGCAGCCCACCGCAAGACUCAAUAUGGGGUUCACCACAAUCCUUUGCUCAGGCUCUCAGAACAGGCAAAGUACAAGAGAACCAAAAACCUGUGAAACAACGCUCUGAACCAGCCUCCAACGUGAGACAGAAGGCUGCAGCCAGUGAUGACAGUGAUGAAGAGUACAUCCCUCCCCCCACCUACCAGUCCACCUUCUCUGAUGGCAUCUCAUUCAGCCUGGAGCAGCAUCUUACAAAAGCAGAAGGAAAUGUCAAGGCAGCCGAACACACAAGUGGGAAGAAACAAAAGAAACCCAAGAAGAAGCUGCUUUUCACCACAGGCCACAUGAAGUACAACUAGAAAUCUAGAAAUAGAACUCGUUGUUUGUCAAAUGGAGGGUCUCCAGGCACCUCCAACCCCAACAGGGGAAGUGAUUAUUUUUUUUUGGUUAAAUAGAAAUAAAUUUCUUCCUGGA
Messenger RNA from Nematostella vectensis (starlet sea anemone), 2870 nucleotides. RefSeq names its product RING finger protein 10. Gene Ontology annotation, biological process: positive regulation of transcription by RNA polymerase II. Lineage: Eukaryota; Metazoa; Cnidaria; Anthozoa; Actiniaria; Edwardsiidae. Gene Ontology annotation, molecular function: transcription cis-regulatory region binding; metal ion binding. The record is from RefSeq and is a predicted model, not a curated record. The transcript is spliced from 24 exons. Bases 386 to 2755 code for a protein of 789 amino acids.